Messenger RNA from Aspergillus mulundensis, 3951 nucleotides. RefSeq lists its product as uncharacterized. Gene Ontology annotation, biological process: protein sumoylation. NCBI's taxonomy places the organism in Eukaryota, Fungi, Ascomycota, Eurotiomycetes, Eurotiales, Aspergillaceae. The record is from RefSeq and is a predicted model, not a curated record. Gene Ontology annotation, molecular function: zinc ion binding; SUMO ligase activity. The transcript has a single exon. Bases 1 to 3951 code for a protein of 1316 amino acids.
AUGACUUCGCCCAUGGCUAAUAAGACCAGUCGUCCGCCCGAGCCAGCCCGUCGCAAGACCGUGUCGGGGACCAGCUCGGCCAACUCCACCCUCAGCAUAUUUCUGGGCGCCGCUCGGAAUCGGAAUUUAACUUGGUUGACGACGACUCCUCCCGACAAGAAUCCUCGUCCUCCCCGCCAGCGCGACAAGCCGGUACAAUUCCCGGAGCCCUCACCUUCUGCUCCUCUUUCUCCGCCUUGUCCAGCCUCACCGGCCGCUGCUCGUUCAACUGCUCGUUCGACUGCUCGUUCAACUCCCCCCGCCCCGAAGCCGACCCUGGCCGCGGACGACUCUCCCUCGACGCGUCCGACAGGCAUGAGCGAUCUUUUGUCCCCUUCACAAGAGAACCUCACUUCAUUCCGCGGUAACCAAAAUCCUGUCGCCUCGUCAGCCCCCGCAGUUACGCGAGAUGCGCCUCCUCGUCUUCAGAUCUCGGCCACCUCCAAUACACCACAUCCAUCCAUAACGCGCUCGCCGGCCCUUCAAAACCAUACUCUCCCUCCUAGACCAGUCGAUGCUCGACCGCAACAGCAAAAGCAACAGAAACCGCGGCCGCAAAAACAGCAACGCCACCAGCCGCAGAAACAAAAGCAGAAACAGCAAUUGCAGACUCAUCUGGAGCAGCAGUCGGCUUCCCUCCCUUCCCCGGAUCCCUCCAUACCCCCUAGGCCGCAUGCUAGUCCAAUAGCUGCUGUUGAAAGAAAUGUUCCUCCUAUUGCCAGUCCAUCCGCAACUGCAUUUCCGUCGCCUCCCCUUCAGCAAGCUCCUCCGAAUCAACUGCCGGCGCGACCGAAUGGUCCCGCAGUAGGGACAUUUCCGGACUCUAUACCGACCAUUCAACAAGGAAAUCCUCAUUUGGUUCAUUCUGGAAGCCCGCGCAUCCUACAAUAUGCUCCGCCUGGCCACUCUCACCCUGCUUCUCCUGCUCCAAUCACUGCAGCUUCUCCAUCACUGCAACAGCAACCACCGAUUAGCGGAAGCCCGCCCAUCAUACAAUAUGCUCGGCCUGGCCACUCUCACCCUGCUCACCCUGCUCCAAUCACUGCAGUUUCUCCAUCACAGCAACAGCAACCGAUUACCGCCAUUCACGCACUGGCUGCCAACCGCCCUUCAGUCAUCACACCGGAUUUUUGCGUGCGCGCAAAACGUAACUUGGAAGCGUUCAUGGCGAGUGAGGGUCCAUCGUUGCUUGCUAACGAUCGGGUGGAAGCACCACGGCUUCAUCUUUUAGACCACGCGCUCACUCACCGAGACGUCGUAUAUCUUACCCUUCAUCAAGUUUACUGCCUUAGCAGCUAUGACCCGGCAGGGCUUCCGAAACUUCCCGGGUUUACUCUGGAGCAUAUGCAUGGUUUGUCUAUUAUCCGGAGUCUCCUGGUCGACAAUCAGCGAAUCGCGCCUCACAUUCUACGAUGGUGUGUUGAUUUUCCCUAUCCAUUGUCUGAGAUCUUCAAGGAUUGGCGGUAUCAGACCCAAUACCAUCAAAUGCUGCGUCUCUUGGCCAGUUUAGUGGCGGAGUGGCCUCGUUUUGAAGCACACGUACAGAGUCAAGGACAUCCACCGCUCGUGGAUGAUAUGAAAUCACUCGGCGUUAUGUCGAUUACAUUGCAGCUGAACAUCUUUUUGUGCUUAGCCCGGCGGAUUCCUGGCGCCGUGGGCGAGAGCUCGCUGCGAGCAAUUUACAUGCGAGACCAGGAUUACUUUAUGCGCAGCCUCAAGGAGCCGAUCUCCGCUGAACAGAGGCGCCGCGAGAACAUGGAAAUCGUGGCUAUGUACCGUGAGGCCAUUGCGGCGACGCAGAGGGACAGUACAGGGCCUCCUAGUGUCACUGCUCCUCACAGCGUGCCCUUUCCAGGUCAAGCUGUACCUACCCCUGUGUCUGCACUAGCGGGCCAGUCGAAUAUGCAGUAUAAUUCACCAUAUAUGCAGUCGCAUUCUGGAGCGCAAAGCCCAAACGGCAUAUCUCCGGCGUCAGUCAGAAGCCCCCUCGCUGCAGCAUCGCCCAUGCUUCCUUCACAGCCGAUUCCCCACCAAGCGGUCGCUCAACAACGUGGUGUAGAACCGCAGAUGCGUUCACCGCGGAUGAUACCAUCCGUCGUAACCACUACGACGCCUCAACUCAUGACGCCGCGCGAGUUACCUCCAGAGCACCCAUGUCAACAGUAUUCCCACCAGCCUCGGCCUCAAUACCCUCAGUACCCUCAGCACUCUCAGCACCCUCAUACUCAGCAACCUCAACCUCAACAGCCUCAACAUGCAGGGCCACAAAGCCCGGCACUCGCCCAAACCCCACUCCAGCAGCCUCAGCAGCCUCAGCAACCUCAGCCUCAGCCUCAGUAUCAGCAUCCUGGCUCUCAGCAUCCUCAGAACGCAGGGCCACAUAGCCCGGCACUUGCCCAGCCCCCUUUUCAGCAACUUCAGCAACCUCAGAGUCGCCGAACCUCGCAGCAUACAGGAUCACAGAGCCCAGCACUAGUUCAACCUCCACUCCACCAUGCUCAACGUUACCAGCACGCUCAGCGCCCUCCGCAGUUCCAGCAUUCUUCAGGUCACCAGCUUCCCCAACAAACAGGGAUACAGAGCCCGACGCUCGUUCAACAUCCACCUCGGCGGUCGCAGACGCUAGCAGGUCACAGCAUACCGCUCCCAACGCUACAAUAUGCGGCACAACAGCAACAGCAUUCCCGGCAGCCACAACGGCAACGCCAUCAGUUUUGGGCGCCGCUUCUGCCCCCACCCAAUGUCCCUCCGGUUAUGAACACACGGCCGAACCCUAAUCGACUUGCAAUCCAUCAGGCUCAUCUUCGCGAUCCGGUCAACAGGUUCAUUUCGAUCGAUGCCACUGGCAUGAGCGAAACGGAGCUAUUGCCGCACAUGACCUCAUUUCUCAUGCAACCAAAGAUUCUCCGCCAGGAAGACGGCCCCAUUAAAGAGGCGGUUUCAUUAUCGAACAAUGAGAUGAGAACACGCGCAUUCUAUCAAGAGCAAGAUAAGGGGGGUCGCGUGCUUCGGACAUUCAAGGAGGGCACUCAAACCUACCGCAUCAGAUGCGUCAAGGUCCCAAAAUUAACUAAUGACUUGGAUGUACAUUCCUGGUGCGUUGCUGAGACUGCGUGGCCUACCGCAAUAUACGUGCAUGUCAACAACAUGGAGCUUUUCCCGCGCCGGAAAAUCCACAAUACCAGGGAUCUCCCAUUGGACAUCACUCCAGCUCUCCUGGAAGGUGUCAAUAAGAUUGAGAUUAGCUUCAUUUUGAGUUCAGCUGAACAGAAAAACUUUACGUUCGCUGUGGCUGCCGAAGUACUCACGUUCCGCUCCCUCGCCCUUGCGAAAGCCCUCGCCCAACCUCUGCCCGCUGCUGACUCUCAAAAGCGUAUCCAUGCCAGGCUUGCACGCAACCCUGAGAAUGAUGAUGACGAGCUAAGAAUUGUUAGUGAUGAUCUGAAGGUCACCCUUGUCGAUCCGUAUACUGCACGCAUCUUUGAUGUACCUGUGCGCGGUCGUCAUUGUGAACACACCGAAUGUUUUGACCAUAAGACGUUCCUGCAGACUCGCCUUCUUAAAUCUGGAGAUCAAUCUGCCAUAGAAGCGGACUGGAAAUGCCCCAUCUGCAGCCGAGAUGCUCGUCCCCAGAAUCUCAUUAUUGACGAGUUUCUUGCCGAUGUGCGCAACCAGUUGGAGCGUAUGAAUCGGUGUGAUGGCGCCCGCUUCCUGGAGAUCAAAGCCGACGGUACUUGGGACGUAAAGAGUGACGAUGAUGUCCCUUCUUCUGAGCAGCAGCCUUCCCGCACGACUCUGAAGCGAAAGUCAAGCGCUCAUGAGAACGGCCUCCGACGGCCGAAGGUUGAUCGCUCCGCCUCUGUGCCAGAUCGCACGCCGAAUCAGUCUCCCACAGUCAUUGUCCUGGACUGA